CAGUUCCUCCCAUUUUCCAAUAGUUUCCAUGAAGUGCUGGUUCAGGGAAAAUAUUUUUCCUUCCCAACUGCCCAAACGACUUGGACAGGACUUAAACAUACAGAAGGGAAGAUAAAGAAAAAGGCAACCAUGGGGAAGAGAGUAGCCAUCAUUGGAGCUGGCGUUAGUGGAUUGGCCUCCAUCAGAAGCUGUCUGGAAGAGGGGCUGGAGCCCACCUGCUUUGAGAGGAGUGAAGACAUUGGGGGCCUGUGGAAAUUCUCGGACCACACAGAGGAAGGCAGAGCUAGCAUUUACCAGUCUGUCUUUACCAACUCUUCCAAAGAGAUGAUGUGUUUCCCAGACUUCCCAUAUCCUGAUGACUUCCCCAACUUUAUGCACAACAGGAAGCUCCAGGAAUAUAUCACUGCAUUUUGCAAAGAAAAAAACCUCCUGAAAUACAUACAAUUUAAGACACUUGUAUCUGGUAUAAAUAAACGUCCCGAUUUCUCAAUCACCAGCCAAUGGGAUGUUACCACUGAAAGGAACGGUAAAAAAGAAUCAGCUAUCUUUGAUGCUGUAUUGAUUUGUUCUGGACACCAUGUGUACCCCCACCUACCAAAAGAGUCCUUUCCAGGACUAAAACUUUUUAAAGGCAAAUGCUUUCACAGCCGAGAAUAUAAGGAACCAGGAAUAUUCAAGGGGAAGCGAGUCCUGGUGUUGGGCCUGGGGAAUUCAGGCUGUGAUAUUGCCACAGAACUCAGCCACACAGCUGAACAGGUCAUGAUUAGUUCCAGAAGUGGCUCCUGGGUGAUGAGCCGGGUCUGGGAUGAAGGCUAUCCAUGGGACAUGUUGUUUAUCACUCGAUUUGAAACCUUCCUCAAGAACAACUUGCCGACAGCCAUCUCUGACUGGUGGUACAUGAAGCAAAUGAAUGCAAGAUUCAAGCAUGAGAACUAUGGCUUGAUGCCUUUAAACAGAACCCUGAGGAAAGAACCUGUGUUUAAUGAUGAGCUCCCAGCUUGCAUUCUGUGCGGCAUUGUGUCCGUUAAGCCUAAUGUGAGAGAAUUCACUGAGACUUCAGCCAUUUUUGAGGAUGGGACGGUGUUUGAGGGCAUCGAUUGUGUCAUUUUUGCAACAGGCUAUAGUUAUGACUACCCCUUCAUUGAUGAGUCCAUCAUUAAGAACAAAAACAAUGAGGUCACCUUGUUUAAAGGCAUUUUCCCUCCUAAACUGGAGAAACCAACCAUGGCAGUGAUUGGUUUUGUCCAGUCCCUUGGGGCUACCAUUCCCACAGUUGACCUGCAAGCCCGCUGGGCAGUACGAGUAAUAAAAGGAACUUGCACUUUGCCUUCUGUAACAGACAUGAUGGAUGAUAUUGAUAAAAAAAGGGGGAAAAAGCUCAAAUGGUUUGGCACCAGCGAGACUGUACAGACGGAUUAUAUUACUUAUAUGGAUGAACUUGCCUCCUUCAUUGGGGCAAAGCCCCACAUCCCAUGGCUGUUUCUCACAGAUCCCAAAUUGGCUGUGGAGGUUUUCUUUGGCCCUUGCAGCCCAUACCAGUUUAGGCUGGUAGGCCCAGGGAAGUGGCCAGGAGCCAGAAAUGCCAUCCUGACCCAGUGGGACCGGACCCUGAAACCCAUGAAGACAAGAGGUGUCGGGAAACCUCAGAAGCCUUGCUUGCUUUGCCGUUGGGUCAGGCUCUUCGUUCUCCCUGUUAUGUUCAUUGCUGUUUUCUUUGCAUUGAUCUAAUUAUCAUUCCCCCCAGGCUUCUGAAAGUUACUGACAAGAAGGAACUUUUCUAGUUAGAAAUUAAGAAUUUCACACCUCCUACUUUCUUAUUCAGCAGGCACUAGUCAGUAAAACUGUACUAUUUCCAGGCUUUUAAAUAAGCCUCUAUAAGAGUCAUGUGAUAAUCUAAAGGGAGCACUAAUCAUUUCUCUUUAGGUUUCCACUAACAACAUUUCAUCAUCAGAAUUAUGCUCUUCACCUCUAACCUCAACCAUCUCCCAAAACAUUUUGACGUGAUUCCUUUUCUCCUUCAAUCAAGGUUUGAAUUACAUACUUCAAUCUAAACAAAGAGCAAAUUCAGCGGAAUAGUUAUGAUAUUCUCCAGCCACCCCUGCAAACCAUUUGCAGGAGGAUCAAGUAGAGAAUUUGGCUAUUAAUUCUAUUUUUGUUUAUACCAAAUUCCCCAGGCAAUGCAUCCUGAUCCCUGGCCAAAAAUUAUAGCAUGGAGACCUGGUCUAUAAUGAAUUCUAACAAGAAGUAACUUAACAUAUCUAUAUUCUUAAUGAGGACACAAAUUUUCCAACAUGUAGCAGCAAAAUAAUAUCAACAACAAUGAGUAGAACACUAAAUAUACCUUUCUGCUGAAUGAAAUGUCUUAAAAAAAAUAAACAUUUAACCAAAGCCAUGACCAAAAUCAAAUGCUACCUUUAUUACAUGAACUUUUGGGGUAACAGCAUAAAUCUAAAGUUCUAUUUUUAAAAGUAUUAUCACAUUGUAUAGUUAAAAUUUUGAUAGUUAACAUUUUUAAAGCUUGACAUUAUAGAGCAGAUCUGUCCAUGUCAUUAGUCACCAGAGGGCUCUAUAGGUAGUUACAUCACCUAUUUCUUAUUACACUUUCACUUCUGAAGCAGCAAGAUACAUAUAUGAGAAAGGGACAGAAGACCACAUUUUUCUGUAAUACUCUCUUCUUCUUCUUUUUUAAUUCUCUUUAUUUUUUUGUCUUUGGAGCUAAGAUCUAUCAAGGAUGUUGUUCUACACAAUUUUAAAUAUUUCCCUUUCCCUAAUUGUUUAAGGUAGCAAAGUAACAUUCUGCUUUUUAGGUCUUCUCACAAGAUGUGAAAUAUUCCCAAGUGUUCCCAAGUGAAACAGAACUUUUCUUGAAACUCCGUGUCCUCUAUGGAAUCAAAUAAUGAAAAAUUAAUGACAGCCCAUAGAGUUUAUUUUGUUUGAUGUUAUCAAUGCUAGUCCAUAAAAUAAAUUGCAUAUAAAAUUGAUGUAAUCCAGGGGCACCUGGGUGGCUCAGUCAUUAAGCAACUGCCUUAGGCUCAGGUCAUGAUCCCAGGGUCCUGGGAUCGAGCCCCGCAUCAGGC
Molecule: messenger RNA, 3077 nt
Organism: Zalophus californianus (California sea lion)
Lineage: Eukaryota; Metazoa; Chordata; Mammalia; Carnivora; Otariidae
Product: dimethylaniline monooxygenase [N-oxide-forming] 3
Exons: 9
Coding region: 130-1728 (532 amino acids)
Molecular function (GO): NADP binding; N,N-dimethylaniline monooxygenase activity; flavin adenine dinucleotide binding
Source: RefSeq, a predicted model, not a curated record